Encephalitozoon cuniculi GB-M1 is the source of this 1059-nucleotide messenger RNA. RefSeq lists its product as uncharacterized. Lineage: Eukaryota; Fungi; Microsporidia; Unikaryonidae. The coding region runs from base 1 to 1059 and encodes 352 amino acids. The record is from RefSeq and is marked provisional. The transcript has a single exon. Gene Ontology annotation, biological process: GPI anchor biosynthetic process. Gene Ontology annotation, cellular component: membrane.
AUGGGGAUUGGCCACAUAGUUUUCCUGAGCCAUGGAGAUUCUGGUAAAGUCAACCAGCAGGUAGUGCACGGAAGAUGCCUGGUGUUUAAUCCCCCCUGGGAUGAUUCACCUCCGGAUACCACGGUGCAGAGAGACGGAAAUAAGCUGGAGAUCGAGUCGAAAGAGAUAAUUCUUAAGGUUGUCGAUAGAAGAAUUGUUUAUUUAGAAACAAUUUACCAAGUAGACAGCAGGGUUGAGUUUGUGGAGCUUGUUCCGUCUCCCCACCCGUAUGACUUUUUCUUGUCAAAGAGGCACUUUCUUUCGAAACUGUCAGAGAUGCCUUUCCACCCCAUGCCCAAGGGCACAGUGUGCUUGAGGAAAAGAAGGAUAAGUUGCUUUGUCGUUCCUGUGCUCUUAUGGUUGUUGAGAAGAGCUGUUGAGUAUCUUCUGGUUGAUGUUCCACAGCAUGCUGUGAAUUAUAUAGUAAGUUGCUCAGCUGAAGCAAAGCAAAUCAUAACUAUAAAGACAACGCUGGGUGCCUUCAUAAGGUUUUUCUGCGCCAUCCAAAAGGCAUUUCUGAGGAUGGGGCAUCCCAUAGUAUUUGUCGGUGGGAUUUAUGUGAUUCCAACUACAGUAUAUCUGGGAGCCCUUUCGCGCACGUGCUCCUUCUUAGCAAGCUUGUUGAUCGAGGCCGUUCAUCUGCUAAACAACAGCAGCUACAACCCUCUGAGGAAGCGGAGGGAUUCGGUGAUUCUCAAUACGGACCAAAUCUUCAUGUCUGUGCUGAUCUUCUCGUUUCUUCUUCUAAUUAUGUUCAAUGUCGUGCACUUCCACAUUCUCUAUAUCUCCAUGACCCUAUGCUUGACAGCCUUGAGAAUGGUCAGCGACUUCAUAGAUUUCAUGCUGGUAGACACAUCCGGAUGCCGUGUGUAUACUCUUUCUAUCAGUCAUAAUGGUAUCCCGCAGGUUGUGCUUAAAUAUGCUAAGGUCUCCAUCUGGAGUAAGGUCAAGUUUGCAACAGAAGCGACCCUCCUGUCCUCGGGACUCUCAAGGGGCAAGUUUCUUCUAGGAAUAAAGUAA